Oncorhynchus tshawytscha (Chinook salmon) is the source of this 4826-nucleotide messenger RNA. Its product is annotated as DNA-binding protein RFX2. The record is from RefSeq and is a predicted model, not a curated record. Lineage: Eukaryota; Metazoa; Chordata; Actinopteri; Salmoniformes; Salmonidae. Gene Ontology annotation, biological process: regulation of transcription by RNA polymerase II. Gene Ontology annotation, molecular function: DNA-binding transcription factor activity, RNA polymerase II-specific; RNA polymerase II cis-regulatory region sequence-specific DNA binding. The transcript is spliced from 19 exons. The coding region runs from base 195 to 2438 and encodes 747 amino acids. Gene Ontology annotation, cellular component: nucleus.
UAGCAACAGUUGCCUCGAGACCCCCGCACGCCAUAGUGACUGUAGCCGUGGAGACAGUUACUUACCAACGGGUGCAACACUCAGCAACAGCAGCAGCAGAAGCAACUGGAACUCAACGAGCAAGUGAGAGAGGGGAAAGAGAGCACAGCCAGGGCAGAACUUAUACAAGGCAAAGCUGCAAGAUUAAUCAACCUAUGGAUAUGGGCUUGGAUCUCAGGAUCAGGUUAACACGUCCCAGCAUGCAGAGUUCAGAUGGAGGGUCCGAUUCGCCGUCCAGUGUGGUGCUGCGUACGUCCACCUCCACCCAGGCCCCCGUGGUGCAGCCUGUCCCAGCCUCACAACAGAGGGUGCUGGUUCAGGCCACAGGUUCGGCCCAGAAGGGAGCGCAGGUGCAGCAGCUGUCAGUUCCUCGGGUGCAACAGGUCCCUCAGCAGGUUCAGCAGGUCCAGCAUGUUUACCCCUCCCAGGUUCAAUAUGUAGGAGAGGGGGGAGAGGCAGUUUACACUAAUGGAACCAUCCGGACAGCCUACUCCUAUAACCCUGAGGCCCAGCUGUAUGGGCAAGGUAGUGGAGGAGCCUACUUUGACUCUCAGGGUGGGGGUGCCCAGGUCACCACGGUGGUCUCCUCGGCCGGCGGCGGGCCGCCCCACAGUAUGGUGGGCAUCGCCAUGGAUGUGGGCGGUAGUCAGGUCAUCUCCGGUGGCGGCACCUACCUGAUCCACGGCGGGGGCAUGGAUGGGGGUCGCCACCACGCCUCACAUUCUUCCCGCUCCUCCUCUGCUAUGCUUGAAAUGGCGAUUGAAAACCUCCAAAAGUCUGAAGGGAUUGCAACUCACAAAAGCAGCCUGCUCAACAGCCAUCUGCAGUGGCUGCUGGAUAACUAUGAGACAGCGGAGGGGGUGAGCCUGCCCCGGAGCUCCCUCUACAACCACUACCUGCGCCAUUGUCAGGAGCAGAAACUGGACCCUGUCAACGCUGCUUCCUUUGGGAAACUCAUCCGCUCCGUCUUCAUGGGCCUCAGGACCCGCCGCCUCGGCACUAGGGGCAACUCCAAGUACCACUACUAUGGCAUCAGACUGAAGCCAGACUCACCACUCAACAGACUUCAAGAGGACUCUCAGUACAUGGCCAUGAGACAGCAACCCAUGCACCAGAAACAAAGGUUCAAGCCCCUCCAGAAGGUGGAUGGCAUGGGAGACAGCCUGUCAGGAGGCUCCCAGCACUCAGCCAGCACCCCAGAGCAGUCUGUGGCAGCCCAGAGCCAGCACCACCAGCAGUACAUUGACGUGUCACAUGUCCUGCCCCCGUUCCCCACCCCUGACCUGGGCACCCAGCCCCUCCCCGAGCGUAUCAACAUGAAUGACGUGAAGAAGCUGCAGAACCUGUACAGGGACCACUGUGAGGCUACUCUGGAUGUGGUGAUGAACCUCCAGUUCCACUACAUUGAGAAGCUGUGGCAGACCUUCUGGUAUUCAACAGCGCCAUCUAGUGACGUAACCACCACCAUCCCCAACAGUGAUGAGGACAUGGAGGGGGUGAUCCCCAGGGAGAAGCUGAUGGCUCUGUGCAAGUAUGAGCCUGUCAAGCUGUGGAUGAGGAGCUGUGACCAUAUCCUGUACCAGGCCCUGGUGGAGAUCCUCAUCCCUGACGUGCUACGCCCUGUCCCCAGUACUCUCACUCAGGCCAUUCGCAACUUUGCCAAGAGUCUGGAGGGCUGGCUGACCACAGCCAUGAGCGACUUUCCCAAUGAGAUUGUACGCACCAAGGCAGCGGUGGUGAGUGCAUUUGCUCAGACCUUGCGUCGGUACACCUCUCUGAACCACCUGGCCCAGGCGGCCCGCGCCGUGCUGCAGAACACCUCCCAGAUCAAUCAGAUGCUCAGCGACCUCAACCGCGUCGACUUCGCCAACGUACAGGAGCAGGCGUCGUGGGUAUGCCAGUGUGACGAGACUGUAGUCCAGCGGCUGGAGCAGGACUUCAAGGUGACCUUGCAGCAGCAGAGCUCUCUGGACCAGUGGGCCGCCUGGCUGGACAACGUGGUCAACCAGGUCCUCAAGCCCCACGAGGGCAGCACCAGCUUCCCCAGGGCUGCAAGACAGUUCCUGCUGAAGUGGUCCUUCUACAGCUCCAUGGUGAUCAGGGACCUGACCCUGCGUAGUGCCGCUAGUUUUGGCUCCUUCCAUCUCAUCAGGCUGCUCUACGACGAGUACAUGUUCUACCUGGUGGAGCACCGCGUCGCCCAGGCAACCGGAGAGACGCCCAUCGCUGUCAUGGGAGAGUUCAGUGACCUAAACUCAAUGUUGCCCAUGCUCAUGGAUAAAGACCCGUCCUUCUCAGACGACAUGAGUGACAUGGGCAGUGACGAGGGCCGGGGGCCCAACGAACCGACCGUGAAAAGGGAGAGGAUCGAAAUCAACCACUCGCUGCAGGAGAUCUGAGUCCAGAUGAGGCCCGUGACCCUCUCUCAGGAGCCCUGCUGAAGCUCUGGGCUCUCCUGGUCCUGUCAGCACACUAAGAGCCGGUAGCCCAGCCUGCUACACAGCGAGUGUGUUCAGUGUAUAUAGAGAAGAGCAGCAGGCUCGGCCCCUACCCAACCACUCCUCCUAGUUAGUGUAUUUAAAGGGGGACUCUUUAUCCCAGGGAAAACAAUGAAUGCUCACCAAGUGGGUCUGGUUUGACCUGACAGGGGUAUACAGUUCAAAUUUCUGUUUUUUUUCCCCUGUUUUGCAACUGUGAAUAAGAAUGACUUUGUGCAGUACCCAUGUUGGAUACAUGUAACUUUGUAUGAGUGGUGUGUUUCUUAUCCUUUAUUAGCUGUGCCAUAGUGUAAUUCCAGUGCCUUAGAUGCUAACUCUUUAACCACCACUACUACAGAUGUCUAUCUCCUCCCUCAGCUGUGCCUCUACCGCAGUAUGAAUGUAUUGUUUCAAAACCUCAGACAUUCUAAAGCACCUUUAAACCUGUAGGUGUAAUAGGAUUAUUCUAUACGUGUUGCCUCAACGCACAUUGAUGCAACCAACUGACCCAAAGGACUUGUCCCUCUCCCACCAGCGAGGCCACUCGUGGCUCUGUCAGUAGGGCCUGAUGCAGAGAAAAAGACCCUAGUCUCAUUGCUGAUGGGAUGGUAGGGACCUCUAACACCCUGGCCGUAUGAGAUGAUUAGUUACCUCCUCCUUUUCUAUGCUCUGCUUUGUUCUUAUGAGGCAACUAUAAAAGAGUAGCCACUGUUAACUCUACCAACUCCCCCAUACUCAAGUAACCUUCAUAUAUAUAUAUAUAUAUAUAACUUUUCAUCCAAAUUGUAACUAUUCUAUGAUGCCGUUUGGCAUCAACUCAAUUUCAGGAUGCACACAAUGCUGGUCUCAUUGAUCCAUGACUCUAGAACUUUGGGGGGUGUUUCUAGAUGUCACACCCCAGAGUCUAGGACAAGCCAGUUGCAUCUAUAUUGAUGAGACCUUUAGAUUUAUGUUUUAAAGACUGAAAUGAGAGUGGUGAACUGUGUUCAGGAAACCACCAGAUUGUAUGUAUAUAUAUAUGAUGAUCUACCUUCUGGGUUAACUGGAGCUGUCUGGCAUCCAUUUUGUGGAGCCGUAUAUCUGGCCCAAACUGGGCCAUGUCGAAUUUCUUAAGGGAUGUAAAAUAGUAUGUAUUUACCAAAACAUGAAAGAGCGUUGGACCUCUGAAGCCAAAACCCUUAAAAGGGAACUCCUAAUUGCAUCUGUUCAGUUCAACUGAUGCUCUGAGUUCAGACAGUGUGGCUCACCCCCUUAAAUGGUACCGUUACUCAAAUGGACUCGUUCCAUUUUGAUUGGAGGGGGAAAUAUUCAGAAUAUCCUGAUCCAUGUUUAGUUUAAUGCUCGAUAUAUGAAAGUGUAAACGGCUCGAGACGGUUUCUCUAAAGAUGAUUUACAUAUUAUAUAGCCGUACAAUUGUACUGUACUGAUUGUGCGAAACCAACAAACUGUUAAACAUACAUAAAUAUAUUUCUUAAUAUGAUGUAGAAAAUGUGUUUAUUAAUGGCCUUUUGAGUUCACAUGGGGCUGGAUCACACCGGUAUUGUGGAAGAUUGAAAUUGAAAGGCAACGUUCGAAGACUGCAUUCAUGGUAAACGGAAAUUACCUUUUACAUUUUUAAACACAGAUCUUUCGCAAUACGGAUUGAAUCCAGCACUUGGUCUUUCCCCAAUAAUUUCUCUCUUCCCAUACUGUACCGUUUGUGCUUUUAAAAGGGGAUGUCCUCCUUGCUUUGAUUAUUUAGUGGCUGGGACUGAUGUGUGUGACGCAGACGUUUUGUCUUGUUUUGAUCAUUUUCUAUGUCUUAUGGUCAACACAACAAUAUUUAACUGUAACAGUGUUGAUAUUUGGGGUGUAAGUGCCCAAUUAACCGUCAGUCACAUGUCCAUAUUAAGAGAAUCUCCAUUUCUAUUUAUGAAUAAAUAUAACUGAUUUAAUUACUGAUUGACAUGAACUUUCUAAACACUUUUGGUUGAAUUUUACUUCCCCCCCACAGAGUUUGUAGUAGCUUGAGAAUCCUGAGCUCUUUGUAACUCGUGCCUGUCACAGUACUUUGCCUUUUAAGUGCUUUGGAAAGUAAUUUCUACGUGAACUUUAAUGUUUUUUGUAAUGCUGUUUAGACUUUUGGCUGAGGAUUAUUUUUUAUUGAACUAAAUCUGGUUCUUCUUACAAGUAUAUUGAACCCUUAUUUUUAUGUAUUUUUAAACAUUCUUGACUACACUUUACCUAGCUUGAGGGCAUACAGUCUGUAACAAACUGCAUAGUUCAACUGUAUUUUGUACUGAUCAAUGUGUAAUAAAUUGGUGGAAACCA